AUUAAGUUCCAGCUGGACUUUUUUGGAGUUAUUACUGCACACACUGCCCAGUUACACGUUUGCGGUUCACAUCGCUGCUCUCACUACCUCGUUAGACGUGUGCAACCAUCAGUUUGCAACUUCGCGCGUGACAGCAGCAAGUCCCCACUUUCGGCAUCCAUUAAAAAAUAUAGACUGAUCCAUUACCACAAUGCGUUCGGCAAUCGCAUGCCUGCUACUAGCCGCUGCGCACGCGGGCACGAGCCCGGAAGGCAAGACCUGGCUCGAGGCGAAAGCUAAAGAAGAUGGCGUCGUCACGCUCGAGAGCGGUCUCAUGUAUAAGGUGCUGCGCGACGGCGACGGCGAGGCACACCCGAAGGCGUCGACGUCGUGCGAGUGCCACUACGAGGGCAAGCUCAUCGACGGCACGGUCUUUGACAGCUCCUAUGAGCGCGGCUCGCCGACGUCGUUUGCGCCAAACCAGGUUAUUAACUGCGUGGAAAUCAAAUGUCGCGGCGAAUCUCUCGACGCGACGCCUGCUCGACGGCGUGCACACUGGUUGAUUUCCACACAGGUCAUCAAAGGCUGGACGGAAGCUAUGCAACUCAUGGUCGAGGGCGACAAGUGGGAGAUGUACAUUCCGUCUGAAUUAGGAUAUGGCGACAGCGGGAGCCCGCCCAAGAUCCCCGGCGGCGCGCCGCUCGUCUUCCAGAUGGAGAUUUUGAAUAUUAACGGCCCGACGGUCCCGGCCGAUAAGUGCGACCCCGCUACGAAGAAAGGCUGCUCCGAGCGCGAAGUUUCCUACGUCGACAAGCAGGCGUCCAAGUCCAAGGCCGACCGCGCCAAGGAGCUCAAGCGGCUCCAGAACAUGAAGACGGGCGGCACGAGGCCCGAGCUCGCGGCCUGGGUCAACAAGCGCAAGAAGAUCCUCGCGAAGAUGGAGCUGUAAUAACAACAUGUAAUCU
Molecule: messenger RNA, 944 nt
Organism: Pelagomonas calceolata
Lineage: Eukaryota; Pelagophyceae; Pelagomonadales; Pelagomonadaceae
Source: the annotation of a GenBank genome assembly